AUGGCACUCAAAAGAGCCUUCUAUCGAACCGGUGACGCAAUCUGCGAUGAAAUUCUUGGGUUGCUUGAAAAAUACGCCAACGAAACGCUCGCUAAGCAGGAUAAGUUCCGCCUAGGUGUAUCGGGUGGCUCAUUAGCGGACAUUCUCUGUGAGGGUAUGUCGGAUCUGCGGUCCGAUUUCAGCAAGUGGCAGAUAUUCUUUUGCGACGAGCGUGUUGUACCGGUAGCAGAUAAGGAAUCAACGUUCGGAAUUUUCAAACGAGAUCUACUUGCAAACUGUGAUAACAUUCCAGAGAGUGUGUUCUUUCCGGUGAAUACCUCGCUGGACGUGAAUGAUGCAGCAGUAGAAUACGAACGUACGCUACGGAAAACAUUUGCAUUGGCAAAGCCGGACGAUAUACCGUCGUUUGAUCUGCUGAUUUUGGGUAUAGGACCGGAUGGACAUACGGCGUCACUGUUUCCAGGUCACCCGCUGCUCGAAGAGAAGAAGAAGUUGAUCGCUCCAAUCGAUAAUUCUCCGAAACCACCACCAAAACGGGUCACCAUGACGCUGCCGUUAAUCAAUAAUGCCAAGGUGUGCCUGUUCGGUGCACAGGGUGGUGGAAAAGCAGAAAUGCUUAAGCGUAUUGUGGCAGAUAGGGACACUUCCUUGCCGGCCACACUGGUCGAUCCUCCCAAGGGUGAACUCAUAUUUGUUGCCUGCGAUGCAGCUGCAGCCCUAAUAGAAGGCGAUCCAUUCCCACGAUCGUAA
Messenger RNA from Anopheles marshallii, 750 nucleotides. RefSeq names its product 6-phosphogluconolactonase. Gene Ontology annotation, molecular function: 6-phosphogluconolactonase activity. The record is from RefSeq and is a predicted model, not a curated record. The transcript has 3 exons. Bases 1 to 750 code for a protein of 249 amino acids. NCBI's taxonomy places the organism in Eukaryota, Metazoa, Arthropoda, Insecta, Diptera, Culicidae. Gene Ontology annotation, biological process: carbohydrate metabolic process; pentose-phosphate shunt.